GGUAAUCGCCUGCCUAGCCUGUCUGUCAUCUGAGCUCCCCGCCUCCAUCGGUUAUCCCACAGUCGUACACCGCUAUCUUUAGUAAGGCUUAACCACGAAGUUGCGCAGGCUGAGACGAACUGCCCACGAACUCUACCUGGAGACACUCGAAAGCUCUUCUUUGUAUUUUUGUUUCUCCUUUUCUCGAAAGCGCAGUUUAUAUAUUUUUAAAUAUGGGGGAAUGACACGUACAUUUUCAGCCAGCUCCGUUUGAUGUGACAAGCGUGUUCCAGGAUGUUGCUUCGGAGACGCAUUGACCGACCUCCCAGGGCUAGGCUAUGUCCCGGGCUACUGUUGUGUAUUAUGUUCGCUACCGUAGCUGCCAGCGUUCCAGCGAAGCGAUGCCCUCAUCAUAUAGACUGUGCCCGGGAGAAGCGGGAGUUCUGCCAGUCAGGCUCCACCCGCUGUGGGCCCUGCCACACGCCAUUCGAGGAGGAUGAGGAGGGGAAGUGUGUGAUCCGAAGACACCACCGUCCUGAAACUUCCUAUUCAGACUUGGAUGAAGAAAUUGACUUCUUGUCCUCUGUCAUUGCCAAACAGCAAUUGCCCAAAGACAAGCAAUCAGUUUCGCCAUCUCAGGUGACGGCCGGGUCUCGGACAGAUGGAGAUGCCCAGCAGCGCGCUGUUCUCCAGCCGACCACCACGCCGGGCCCGUCCACCCCGACCCACCAGACCCCCAACCCCCCGCUGCCCCUCACCCAAGUGGGCCGCAACGGGCCCGGCUCCCUGUCCAACCUCUCCAGAGACACCAUGCUCGUCAUUGUAAUCUCCAUCUGUAUCAUCGUUGGAACAAUAUCUAUGAUCUUCGCAACUGUCUUCUGGGUGAAACUGCAGAGAGAAUCACGACUGGCGCAGAAGGUCGACUACCCCGCAUUCGGAACCGCAGGCCCAGUCAAGAUGACCACAGCCAAUGGAACUAAGCGGUCCGGAGAUAAAGAUCUGGCCCAGAGUGCCCAGAUGUAUCACUACCAACAUCAGAAGCAGCAGAUGCUCUCACUGGAAAAACAUAAGGACCAUCCACGAGUGUCUGAGUCGGGUGCUACAUCUGAUGAGGAAAAUGAGGAGGGGGACUUCACUGUGUAUGAGUGUCCAGGACUAGCGCCGACUGGAGAGCUAGAGGUGAAGAACCCACUGUUUGAUGACUCCAAUCUAAGCCAGCAGAAGAUUCACAAGUGACCUGGAUACACACACACACACACACACACAGGCGCUGAUUGCAGUUCAAAUACCCAAACCUCACCUGAUGCCCUAUGUUACAGAUGCCCCUUAGAACAAACGUAAUAGGGAAACUGACACAAAAGAAUAAUAAACAGAUUCAUAUGGACUUGUCAUGAAUACUGAAUAUUUGUGAGGAGUCAAACUGUAUUCACAACUCACUCGCGCUCUCUCUCUCUCUCUCUCUCUCUCUCUCUCUCGCUUUAGUUUUUCCCUGUUGUCUUCUGUGGUCUUGGACUUGCUUUACUGGCAUUAUUAUUUGUUCUUUUGACAGUAGAGUACUUAGAGGUAUAAUUCCGUGUUUUUGAUAUUUCUCAUCUAUCACUGAUAUCAGAACACUGUCAUCCUGUCGUGCUAUCUUUAUGUGACCUGGAAAUACUGUAAGUCAUGAUCUCAUGACUCACUAAGUUGAGACACCAACAACUUAGUGUUUACUGUCCAUGUUCUAUGAGUGCUAGUUACUAGCUGCACUGCAUUGUGGGUAUAAACAAACAACAAAAAAAGGGGGCAUUUCCUCUGACCGUUCUAAAAAGAAUUCUGGAAUGUCCCUCAUGGUGUGGAUGCGCCAAAGAUCCUUCAUUACUGACAAGAUAGAGCAACACAAUGCAUCUCUAUGGAAGCCAAAUUUGAACAUUUCCUGUCUGCUUAAAGAGGCGUGUCGCAAAGACGUCAUAGUGGGAUAUCGAUCUCUGUCAGAUUGGCAAGCAGUUCAGUUUGAAUGUAACGUUACUUUCUAGGUCUGCUUAAAGGGGGAUUCCCCCCCCCCCCCCCCCCCCCCCCUUUGCGAAAGCUGAACGUGGAAAGGGUGGAACGUUUGCGCCUCUCACUCUGCAUUAACCCUCUCUGGAUGCGCCUACUGUUUCUCCGGAUCAUCAUUGUUUCUCUUUCUCUCUAACUCUCUCGUUUUAUGCACACUAUUACCACACAUAAAAAUGCAUCAGUCGAUCAUCCUGUCAAUCUGAUGUAUAAUUCUGCUCCCUCUGUCUGCCUCUGUCUGCAUUCUCUUCUCCCUUUUCUCAGACCUAAUUACUGUGUUAAGGUAGAGCAGAGGUUGAAAUCAGAUCAAGUAUUUAUUGGUCAAACGUAUCAUGUCUACUCUGCAAUGACAAAACAAGCCGAAGCCAUGAGAUAGAUUGGAUAAAGGUUCGAGAAAGCUUGCAGCUAAGCUGUGAAUUUUUUUUUUUUUUACAAAUCAACAUGAUACGUGUCUACAUUAUAUGGUGUUUAGUUUGAAUUAGAUUCUACAUAUUUUCCUGAUAUACAUUUUCACCCUUGUCCAAGGAAAUGUUAAUUGAUCUUUCAAAUAUAUCUAAACAUAUCAGUUAGAAACUGAUCAGAAUCCCCUAAAGUACCACUUCUCUUUAACUAAAUUAUGUCUUCAUGUACUAAUUAAGGUCAUAAAAUGAAAUAGAAAAAACUUGAUCUACUGAUGUAUAUUCCCAGAAAAUUUUGAUUGUGUCACAUUUUAUAUAUUUGUACAUGCAAGACCGAAAAAUAAACAUUGAAACAAUUAAAAGAA
This is a messenger RNA of Sardina pilchardus (European sardine), 2773 nucleotides long. It is a transcript of the gene npdc1a, whose product is annotated as neural proliferation, differentiation and control, 1a. Lineage: Eukaryota; Metazoa; Chordata; Actinopteri; Clupeiformes; Clupeidae. The coding region runs from base 274 to 1215 and encodes 313 amino acids. Gene Ontology annotation, cellular component: membrane. The record is from RefSeq and is a predicted model, not a curated record. The transcript has 9 exons.